AAGGUUGGAUGUAAGAUUUUAACACAACUAAAACACAAAUUGUUCGCCUUAAUCUAAUCACAGUAAAUUGAAACAAACAAAUAAAAUUAUAAAACUCUCUCUUUAAAUGUGAAUGCCAAAUUAGUAAUUUAUUUUACACAAAAGUUGAACCUCUCAAAAUGAACGGGUAUUACGCCAUGCUAUGUCCUCCGAUCGGAAGAUGUGCUUAAAUAAUUUAAAGGAAACAAACUGUCCCACUGUGCCUGAAAGCAAAUUAUUGUGGAAGUUGGAACUGCUGGAAGACAUAUUUGUGUCAUAAAUUAAAUAAAAAUUGUAUAUGUAUAUAGUUUUAGAUACAAAAAUUUAAAAGCUAAACUUAAAUUAAAAUUGCUUAUUGUACAUUUUUCAAAUUAACUGAAAUUAUACAGUUAGAAAAUCAGAUCGACUAAUACUGAAGAUUCAUUUACUACUGUGUGCCUAAGGUAUCCUUGCUGAAUUGGAGAUAGUGAACUUUAUGUUUGUCCUAACCCUGUCUAGUCUGGUUCUUCAUAGAGAUCUGUACUGCAGCAGUGUGUUGUGGUGUCGAUGGAAUCUGUACCCACUUCACACUAGUUCUCUCUAAUUAUUUAAAUGAAACACGAAAUCAUGACAUCUCUUGAGGUUGCCACAUGCGAAGAUGACAUAGUGAACAUUGAUUUGAACACUAUACCGGAUGAAGCAUUGUUUCAAGGGGGGAUACACGAUCAAGUUGACAUUGGAGUGCUAGAUGACAUUCCGUACAUAAUCAGUGAUGUGUCUAACAAUUCAAACAAUUCCUUUCCUCUUGGACCCCGAGGACCGCCGCCUCGCAAAGACGAUCCCGGGCAAUACAACUUCAGCGUCGAAAUCCACAGCAAGGAUACACACAAGAAGAAGUUCUUGUUCUCGCACAAGCUGAACCGGAUCUACGUGAACAUGGAGACCGACUUCGCUGUCCAGUUCAACUGGGAGCUGGUGGAUCUCGCCGUGACGCAGAUGUACGUGCGCGCCACCGUCGUCUUCGAGGACGAGUCCCAGGCCGAGAAGAGAGUCGAGAGAUGCAUCCAGCACAAACUCUGCAGUUCCGAUAAAGGCCAGGACCGCGUCGUGUCGGAGAACGUGCUGCGCUCGUCGCGGCCCCUGGGCACCAACGACGUGCAGUACUGCGGCCACCCGGACGACCCCGACUACUGGUACUCCGUGCUGGUGCAGCUGCCCAAGCCGGGCCGGGAGCCCUGCACGCACGCCUUCAAGUUCGUCUGCAAGAACUCCUGCAGCACCGGCAUCAACCGCCGCUCCAUAGCCAUUAUCUUCACGCUGGAGAGCGCCUCCGGCUCGGUGCUGGGGCGGCAGACGGUGGGCGCGCGGGUGUGCUCGUGCACGGCGCGCGACAUGUGCAAGGACGAGGAGGCGGAGGGCGCGCGCGCGGCCAGGAAGCGGCCCCGGCCCGCGCAGUCGCGCCUCCUCAAGAAGAUCAAGCUGGAGACCGUCGGCGACCUGCCCGUCGACGCCGAGACCCUCACCCUGCCGCCGCUGGAAAUUAUCGGAGCCAAAACGGUGAAGACCGGCCUGGAAGUGAUGCUGCGCAUGAUGGAGCAGGCGGCCCACUUCCACAAGCACGACCAGCUCGCCGCCGACGGCUACCAGCGCCGCGUCGCCAGCCUCCGACAGUACAUCGACACGCUCGACGCCAAACCGACGAAACAUGCCAGCGAAUAGAGACGGCAAAGGGUGCUGGGACUAUGAAGCCACUUGAUGGACCCCUUGAGAAUCACCAGUGUCCUGAUCCAUCAUCAUCAUCAACAGCCCACAGCCGUCCACUGCUGCAUAUAGGCCUCUCCCAAUCCAAACCACUGAGCCCGGUCAACCGCUCUCCUCAUACACUUCUUGCCGGCUACCGUUCGGAGGUCAUCGCACCACCUGCCAGGGGACGUCCCUAGUUACGUCUUCAGCUGCGGGAUCUCCACUCGAGAACCCUGGUCCUGGUUCCUGGCCCAGCUCGGUAUAAAUUAGACUAUUCUCUUCGGAUAUAUUCACUUCACUUGCUCAGAGGAAAUAAUUUACUCUCCGAGAACUGUGCCUCUGCUGGCCGGCCAUUAUUGUCUAUUUAAAUGUAAACAUUGAAAAAAUAUUAAUCGAAUUUUUCACUAUACGUGAUGUCUACGAUCGAUUGCCAUAAAAAGAUUUUAAUUGUGACAAUUUAUUGAUCACGCUAUUAUGUAGUGGUAACUAAUUUUAGAUAGAUUAUGUUUUUGUUGUUUUUAAUUUUGUUAAUUAAGUUACAUUAUAUAAGUACAUUAUUUUUUAUCUAAAAAUUUUUGAUUAAAAUUGUGAUGUUAAACUUGGAAGGUAAAGAAAGCUCAGCAGCGUAAGUUAAUGUAAAAAAAAGGAAACAGUUAACACAGAUAAUGAUAAAUUAUAUUUAGUUGAAAAAUAAAUACAGAUUAUAAAUAUAUUUAGUAAAAUAAUUAACACAGAUAAUAAAUAUAUUCACUCGAAUAAUUACGAAUUUGCCGUGGUUGCGGGAAUCACAACAUAAACAAAAUUUAUUAUAAACAAUUGAAUUAUGGUUAAAUAUAAAAGUAAUUAAUAAGUAAGUAAAGUAAG
Bombyx mandarina (wild silkworm) is the source of this 2604-nucleotide messenger RNA. It is a transcript of the gene p53, whose product is annotated as transcription factor p53. Gene Ontology annotation, molecular function: DNA-binding transcription factor activity, RNA polymerase II-specific; RNA polymerase II cis-regulatory region sequence-specific DNA binding. Lineage: Eukaryota; Metazoa; Arthropoda; Insecta; Lepidoptera; Bombycidae. Gene Ontology annotation, biological process: apoptotic process; regulation of transcription by RNA polymerase II. The record is from RefSeq and is a predicted model, not a curated record. Gene Ontology annotation, cellular component: nucleus.